Messenger RNA from Fusarium subglutinans, 552 nucleotides. RefSeq lists its product as uncharacterized. The coding region runs from base 1 to 552 and encodes 183 amino acids. Lineage: Eukaryota; Fungi; Ascomycota; Sordariomycetes; Hypocreales; Nectriaceae. The transcript has a single exon. The record is from RefSeq and is a predicted model, not a curated record.
AUGGACGCUCCAAGCACUCGACAUGGAAGUCAUCCAUCAGACUCGAUUCCUGACGCCGCUUAUCCCAACGACUCUCCUUAUCGACCCGGCGAUCACUCUCCUCCAACCAUGGUCACUCCCGGCGCAUCGCCAUCUUCAACACCGCCAACACACUUCGGCGCCAGUAUCCCCGCAUACUCCAGUCCAACAUCAUCACCGUGGUCCCCCGCUAUACCCUCAAGUCCACCUCCUCCAUACGAUCCGUCCCGUCCGCCAGCGAUAUACUCUCCACUCGCACCACCAUCGCCAAUCUCCCCGCCUCCUCCUCAGUAUCCGCCUGCGACGCCUUGGCCAUACCCGCAAGGCAGCAGUGCUGGCUCUAGUUUGAAUGCGCCUUACAAGAUGGGACCUGUAGCUACGGCGAGAGCUCGACGGAAGAGAAAACUGCAGAUCCUCGCUUUGGCGCUUUGUGCGGUGAUGAUCUUCUUCGUUGCGUUGAUCAUGGGAAUUCUGAUGGGUGUUGUGAAGGUGCAGUGGAAGAACAACAACAACAACAACAACAACGAUGAUUAG